AUGGAAGUCACGGCAUCUCUAGAGGUCAAGCUGGCGACCACGGCAUCAAAGAAGGGAAAGAAGGUGGUGGAGGAGGUGGUGGCGGCAGUGGAGGAGGAGACGUCGGCGACCCCAGUGGCAACAGCGGUGGCGGAGGCGGCACCGGCUCCGGCGACGGCCACCGUGUCGACAGCGGAGGCGGCUGCACCACCACCGGUUGAGGGGGCAACAAAAACAACAACACCACCAGCGGCGGCGGCGGCUGCAGGAGCAGUGGUGGAGGAGGAGGAAGAGGAGGAGUAUGUCGUGGAGAAAGUCCUGGAGCGUCGCAUUUUCAAAGGGAAAGUGGAAUUCUUGCUGAAAUGGAAGGGCUUCUCUGACGAGGACAACACAUGGGAGCCAGAGGACAACCUGGAUUGCCCUGACCUGAUCGCAGAGUUCAUGCAGAAGCUGAAAGAGAAGGAGGAGAAGAAGAAGGAGGGCAAGAGGAAAGCAACCAGCGAGACCUCUCCGGACACUGAGGAGAAGGGGAGCAAGAAGAAGAAGGAGGAGACUGAGAAGGCCAGGGGCUUUGGUCGCGCACUGCAGCCAGAGAGGAUUAUUGGGGCGACAGAUUCCAGCGGAGAGCUAAUGUUCCUCAUGAAGUGGAAGAACUCUGACGAGGCGGACCUCGUCCCGGCCAAGGAGGCCAACGUCAAGUGUCCGCAGGUCGUGAUCUCCUUCUACGAGGAGCGCCUCACCUGGCACUCCUACCCCGCCGAGGAGGAGGAGAAGAAGGAGGAGGAGAAAAAGGACUAGAGAGGGGCGGGGGCAGGCCAAAAGGAGGGAGAGGGCCGGAGGUAUCUCCAGUCCGUCUUUUAAUCAACGAUGUAAAAAUGCUCUCCUCCCAAGGUACGGUUUGCACACAUUGACAACUCGUAAAACAUUUUCUGUCCUCUCACCCCCCCCCCCCCCCCCCUGCACAUGAGAAGAGUCCUCCUUUUUAGAAACUGCACAUAAGCAUUAAUUUGCAUCAUGGUUGGUAACGACAUUUCAAGCUACUGUCAACUUGGCAGACACUUUUAACCGGAGAAUCUGUUUUUGAGGCAUCAAUAUCUACCUGAUUUUGAAAUGGAAGAACUACAGGGCCUGAACCCUAGCCACUGCUUUCCUCACACAAUACUUAAUCUGAAAAUUUCAUGUGCUCGAGGGACAAAUGACUAAACCACAGCACUGCCAUAUCUGCUCUUUAUAGUGGCUUUUCAUGGAAGUGCAUUCGUUCAAGCUGUUGCGUGGUUAAUAUUGAGCUACGGGGCACAUUGACAUACGAAUCGUAAUGAUGUCCACAUGUUGACGGGACGGUUGCUUUUUACCUACCCGAGUAUCUGAUCAAGUACAGAAAAGCAUUCAACUGAUGGUUUUCCCUCCCUCCCCCUCGACUGAUUCAUGUAUCAACAAUUUUUUUAAAGGGAAAACUUACAGAAGUGUGGUUUCAUGUCAUGUAUAUAGUUUCCUUUACCUUCCUUCCCGGAGUGGGAACAACCCAUUUGAGGUCAUAUUCAAAAGUUUACUGUUGGUCAUACUUCUUGUAGUGUAUUAGUAUUCAACAAAUUAUUGUGCCGAACUUGGUGAACAGAGUAACAUCUGCUCCUGCUGAGGUUCGUGCAGGGGUGGAUUUGUACCUACUGUUGACCUGUGAGCUUCAGCCUGAUGGACCAGCAGUCUGGUCUCUUUUGAACUCAAACAUGAUCACACAAGGCAACAAGCUGUUGUGCCUCAUAGCUUUCCAGUAUUUAAAUAAUAUUACAAACAAACGCCUUUUUAUGAAGGUAGACUAGACAUGAUGCUGCUAUGCAACUUCGUGGAUUAUCACAAGUACUAUUAAAGACAACAACAAUUGAACCAAAACCUCAUGGUAGUGAUGUAGUUCUGUUUAAGACAAGGUGGCCACUCUGCAACAGGUACAGAUAUGGAGACGGGGAGUCGUUAUUAGCAUUUCAUCCUUUUGGUUAAACCUUUAAAUACUUCAGUGUAACAUUAUAUUGGUGCUCAAUGUUUGGAGAUAUUCUACAAUAAAACCAAAUGCUGGUUAAUUUGUGGUUGAGCUCUGUUCAGGUAGUUAUGGCUAUUUUCUUAUGACAUUGGGAGAAACGUUAACCACUGUGGUCCAUUUGAAGGAAUGUCCUAGUUCACCUCUUACUUCUGCUGAUCGACAGAACUGUCCCAGGAAGGCCGAUGGAAUUGCGUUUUACAAACACACUUCAUUCCAAUCCUCAUUUGUGCGAUCGCUACACACUAGCUGCGUUUACAUGGCACAUCUGAUCCGCAUAGAUUUCUAUGCAGAAUAGAUCUGUUCCUAAAAUGUGAAUGUACUGUAUACAUGGCAGUAACAAAAGUGUCCGUUAUGUCUCUCGCGCACACCAGACACAUCUCUGGUCCGGCUGCGAAAUAAUGGACGUCUUAUCACUAUUUGGCAUUGUGAAUUCGAUUUUUAAUGUAAGCACAGCAGGAGAGAGCUUUUCUCUGCCUGCUCCUUCAAUUAUGAAGGAGGACAGCAAAGCUACGUCAAUUUCUUUACCCCCUCCUCCAAGAGGACAUUUGUCUCCUCGAAGGUCCAAUUGCGAACUACUGCAGCUGCAGUAGUUCGUUAAGUAUUUUGACGUUCAGCCUGCAAAAGUACUAGUAGUAGCCUACUCAUUUAUGCCGCUUUUCCACCGCACAUGUAGCUCGACUCGACACGACACGACUCGACACGACUCGACACGGUAGCAGCGCGGGUGCUUUUCCACCGCAAAUAGUACCUCCGGGACGUGGGCGGGGUCGUCUGCGCGAAAGGGCCGUGACGUAUUUUUGUACGCGACGCAAACAACACCUACGUAACCCACACAUGGACAGAACCCACAUAACAACAAUGGAGAACAUCGAUGCGAUGGUAUUCGUGUUCGUAUUAUUAGCUGGCAUGUUGAAGAAGUGGAAUAUGUUGGCUGCGGCGCUACUAUGGCUGUUCUAUCGUUACCAGCAUGGUUGCCAUGUCGCUCUCGUGACUUCGUCACACUCUGGCCAAUCAGUGGCCGGCCGUCUGCCGACGUCACCUUUUAGCAUCGGCUCAGCCGCUUGGAACCUAGAGCGAGGCGGUACUAGAAAAAGCAGCCACUUGAGGUACUAGAUCGCGGUGGAAAUGCAAAAAAGGCGAGCUGAGUCGAGUCGUGUCGAGCUGGUACCAUGCAGUGGAAAAGCGGCAUUAGUUAUCUCGGACACGCGAGGACACUACGAUACGUGAACACGUCAUUAAUAAACACCCAUGUCCCGUCGCUUAGCAACCGAACACGCUUACGGACUACUUGCGGAGUGGUAACAAAGACGUGAAUCAGGCAAUAAAUCCACUUUCCUUGACAGCGGUCAAGUUCGGUGUGCAUAAAAGUACAGACGGAGCUCAGUGGACCAAUUGCGAACUACUGCAGCUACUCUUAAGUUAAACCCCAAUCUAUUCGGAAUAAGUGUGUACAUGUCGAUUUAAAACGGACUACACCACUUCUUCUAUUCGGCAUAUAAUUCUAUGCCGAACAGAUAAUUGUAUUCCGAAUGAGGCGUGUAUAUGAUCAUUUUCUAUGCCGCAUAGAAAUCGAUGCGGAUCAGAUGUGUCCAUAAACGCGGCUAGUGAUGACUGUACUUAUUUAGCAUCACCUGGGAUAUUCUCAAGUCAUGGAAACGUUUCAACCUUUUUCGAACUGUGGUUACAUUGUUUUUAUUUUUCAACUGAAGACGUUAUCUUUAGUUAGCUGUGAUAAACAAUUUAUGUCAAGUAGAAAACCUAAGAUAUUAAUGUUUAUCAGAAUUUUCAAUGUUUUAGCUGGUUUGGCGAGAUGCUGUCGCCUUGUAUGAUUAAUUAAAAAAAAAUGGUUCCAAUGGCAUGUGUUGAACGUAACCCAGGUCUCUGAAGCGCACCUAUUAUACCACCGGGUUAAUUUACUCUUUAUCACUACCAAUGUCAGUUCUUUCUGGUGGCCUCCUCCCAAUUGGCCAGUCCUGUUUGAUGUCACAGUUACAUUAUUUUGUAUGACUCAUGAACCUCCAAUCUGGCUGUACAAUAAGGGCCCUUUCCAUUUUUUAUGCACACUAUAUUAAAGAUAAGUGCUUAUUUUCUUAGACCUGGGGCACUAGAACAUGGCGGACAGUAUCAUUUAGUUUUAAAAUACAUGUAAAGUUAAAUGUAAUGUUUUAAUUGAGAUGUGAUUGGUAAUUUCAAGUUAGAAUGUAAAGUCAGUUUUAUUUUGUUCACCCUUUUCCACAGUGUUUGUAAUACAAUUACAUAGCUGCAGCUCGCUCCUCCGGUUGGCCCCAUCUCGUGUCUUUGUAAUUACCCCCAAUAAGCCGCUGUUCUCUUGUUGCAUGUCUGUGUUUCCUGUGUUGAAUCAUUAUGACGACUACUACUCCUUUUAAUGAUGUGUUUUGGACAAUAAAGAAUGUUUGCUUUGGUAAAUGUUUGUGGUCUCUUCAUCCCCGGACAAUGUGACAGAUUAAUCCAAAAGUGCAGGAUUUUUCUUUUACGGAAUGUCAAAUAAUAUAAAUACAAAUGGAAAAGACUGAACCAAAAUAUUGUUGACCUCCUUUCACAGCAGAACUUUUAUGCUCGCACUUUAAAUCCUUAACUUUUGCAAAGGAAAAAAGGGUGUUUCCACUCAUUGAAAAACAUUUUUAAUUAAUCUGAAAGUACAAAGUCACCAGCAAACAAACAUUACAAAUCUAAAACCAAAAGAAACGGAUAAUAAACCAAAUCAAUUUAAUUACAAAUUAAAUAAACAUACAUUUCAAAGUCAUAAAAGUUCAGGAUUUUUGGACUUUCUUUAUAUAUAUUGUACAAUCUAGAUCUUCAGUUUUAUACACUUAAAUGUCACUGUCAGAACAGAGGGGGUCAAUACCUUUUCUAACUUGAUAAAGCUUUUGAGGUUAGGGUGAUGGUGCAAUGCAUAACUUUUGUAUGAAUAUGCUGAAAUAUUCAAUGUUAAAGCUGUAGUUUGUAAAUGGCCCACUAUAAUGGUUUUGAACCCUGAUUAAAAAAAAAAUUGUACCGUGCGUAACUUUUUCUAAACAUGAAUAACUUGUAGCGCUUUUUAUUUUUGCAUCAAGCACCCAAAUGAACACUUUAAACAGCAUGUAUCACAAAACAUGAUUUUGAUGUAAGGGCAUUCAUUUUAUAUAAUCAGUUCUAAAGAAGGGUGGGGGGGCAAUAAUUUAUUUGAAUUGGAACCUAGUCUUUAUUCUUGCUCGAGAAUUAGAACAGGUCUGUGGUACCUCAUCUAGUUCCAGAAAGCUCAAGUCAACUACUUGUGUCGCUACUACGUUUCAAACUACCCCUGAGAUAUUCUUACAAUACGAUAUAUUAAUACCUUUCGGUUUUCCAUUGUGCUCAUCUCUACAGAUUAGAAGAGAUCUGGAUGUGAAUAUCAUGAUACUGUAUCAUCCCACGUGGUAUCCACAAGUUCGAGUCGUCUGGAUUUUAUUCAAUCUUCCUGGAUCUGAUAAUCCAUGCAUCCGAAAAAGGAGUGCAUUCCAUGUGCUUGUUAGUUUUGCUGGUAGAUCCACUAACAUUUGCAUUUUGCUCUUAGCAAUGGGCUACUCACAAAUCAGAUUUAAAAUCAGUAUCUAAAGUCUGAAAAGCUCAAAUCUGGGCAAACAUCUUUCGACCAAUCAUGUUGCUGGAGGCUGGGAUCUGUAAGUGUGUUAUUGGCAAACACAAACUCAGCUGGCAAUAGUUGACGCCAAUUAGGCAAAUUACUUCGGUAGAAUAUCUGUAAGGGAAUAAGGCGUAAUUCUACCAGUUUUGGUUUCCAGCCCAGGCUCUCUGGCGUCUUCCCCCCAGAAGUUCUGCUAUAACAUAUUAGGACUGCUUGAUCCAAUAAUAGCUAUGGGGCUAAACAACACCUACCAGGGCAAGAUGGACAUAAACCUCAUGAUUGCCAACCUUACCUACUCCUUUCAUAUAAUAUCUGUGUUUUAUGGUUUCUGGAAGCCAGGUUUAAAAUGGUACAUUCUAAUAGGACAUAAAUGGUAGAAAUUUGAAAUAUAAAGCAAAGGGGGGCCAGGAGGUUGGAGAAAAAAAUCGGAAUUAAUGAAAACAAAUGAAUGAAGGCCAAUCCCAGAAUCAAUCCUCUAUGGUAGUUUUUAAGGCUAACAUUGACAUUUUUUCAUAAUAUGAAAAAAGAAUAUACAGUACUACCUAUUUUAGAAUAACUUCAGAGGAGACAGGAACUCUGAUUAGGAUGAGAUACGGACAGCCAGGAUCCAGCCUCACUGUCAUUCACAAACAUAACACCCAUGUGCUAUUUCAAAUACAUGAUAUGAUAGUUUAACACAAUAUAGCACAGUCAUACAUCCUUGGCAAAGAUAGUUAUGUGUUUUUUCGCCUUUUUUGGAUACACACCUUAACACAAUACCGGAUUGCUCAUUCCAUUUAAGAUUUUGGGGAUUUCAGUUUCAAAUUUGAACACACAGCAUUUCAUUGUCCUUUCUUUGGUUUUAAAGCUUAUUAGAGUUGAACUGUUCCAGCCAACAACAGUUUUGAUUAAUAUACCCUGAAUAAUCAUAUACCCAGAACCAAAUUUGGUAACAAAGUCAUUGGAUAAGGGUCCUCUCCCAAUUAACCUUUCAGCUAGGAAGGCAACAAAGUCUUUAGCUUGGCGGUAAAGUCUACUUCCUGUGUACAUUGAACAUCCCAGUGAACACUGGCGUUCUUUCCUCUCCAAGGAAAAGUUACUUCUUAUCUCUGUGUUUCUUGCCGCCUUUACUGUCACCUCGUGGUAAUGUCCCUUGUCGCCGUGGGGUGACGGUGACACUCCCAUUGGCUCCAAACUGAAGAGCAUAAUCUGUGGCGUCCAAUGGCCUGCCUUCCUCGUCUCUCAGGCUGAACAUGACUUCCUGGUAAAGCCCCUCCAGCCUCUGCUCCAUCUCCUGCAGAGACUUCAGCGCUUCCUGCUUCUCCCGGCGCAGCCACGCACGCCGCCGCCUCAGCCCGGACACAUCCACCUCCAGUCCCUGCAGGGCACCUAGCUUCCUUCUCCUGCAGUUCUGGGCAGCCAUCUUGUUCUUUCCCCGGCGGCGUAUGUCCCUCACCAGGUUCAGCUGCUGCUCGUUGAGACGGUGAUUGGCCAGGAGCUCGUUGAAGUCGUCCACCGGUAGGUUGAUGAUCAGUUCGUUGGAGAAGGGGAUCUUCAAGGACUGCGCCCUGCGGUCGUCCCGAUUCCAUAGUUCGGCCUCCACAAAUUGUUCAGCGGAGGACCGGGAAUACGACUUGGUUCUGCUCUGUCGGGAUGAAUACUUGGAUUUUUUCUUGGAAGUCUUUCCGGUAACAGAGGUGGGGGAGGAGGGCCAGGCCUGGUUGUAGGAGUGAUCAUGGCCGAUAUGCUCCUGCCAAGGCAGGCCGUUGAAGAGCUUUUCUUCUUGAUAGCUGGAGGGGACCAUUUUGUUCACAUCGGAGGAGUAGUAUCCUCCGACGGCCCCCUCCUCUUCUUCCUGCUUUAUGGUCACUUCCAGCUCCAUGUCCAGGUUAAUUUCCCCCUCCUCAUCCUUCUGGUCAUUCUCCUCAGAAUAAAGACCUCCUUCACUCGAGCCGGAUGAAGAAGAAGAAGAAGAAGAGGACGAGGAGGAAUAGCAGGAGGAUUCAGAGCCACAAGGAGAGGCAGGGCUGAAGCUGCAGUCCAAAGAGAGUCCAGAAUCCGAGUCGGCCUUCUCCCCACUCUCUAGAUGCAGAGAACAAGAAAGUGUCAAAGAUGGCCAAGCACUGGCAUGAUUAACAUCAGAUAUUCGCUGACAGUUAUUUAGCCUAUUUCUAAGUUCACUUAAUGAAAUUAUAAUCACAGUCAUCAGACAAAUUUGUUUAUUACCUUGGCGAAGUGUUCUGGAGCCACCCUGAGCCAUCCUUGACCAUGAUGUACCGCCAUCGUCUUCCUCAUUGUCGGGCAUGACGGUGUCGUAUGGGCCCGUGUUCCUAUUGGCUUGCUCAGGGACAAGGUAACCCUCCUCUUCUAGCCGAGCUGCCAUCUCCGGACUGAAGCCUUCCUCUAGAGCCAGAUCCAACAGGCUCAUCUCUUCCAGGAUGGUGGGAUCCUCAAGAAGCUCCCCCAAGGGGCCGGCAAGACCGUAAUCACCCUCUUCCUCAUCAUCAACCAAUAAAUGACUUAGAGGGAGUAUUGGCAGAUUGGGAUUCGCACCACUCAGCUCUUGAUGGGUCAAGCUGGCCGAGGUAAAGUCAUUGGGAUAGAAGUUUAUGUCAAAGUUACUGGGAUCUCCUAGACCAGUGUUAUCAGUGAUUAAGUUAUCUUCAGCGUCUUGCGUGAGUGGGUUCAUGUCAAAUGCUGUGUAACCAUUUUCAACAUUGACGCCCAUGUUAAGGUCAUCCAAAGGAUCGCCAGAAAUCAGAUUUGUAUGGUAUGGAGUUCUAGGUGAGCUAUUGACGUCCAUAUUCUCCAAAGCCUCGCUCAGGUUUAAACUCAUGUUGUGUUGAUCCAACUCUGUGCUUGGGGUCAGCGGUAGAAGGCGUGUUUCUGGAUGGUGUAGGGAAAUGGUGCCUUGGGACGGAAAAAAAGCAAAACGUUGAAGAGGCUACACAAUCACAAAAGUUUUCAAAUGCCUUGAGCUGCCCUUUUUAUGUUGUAGUUCAUAAGCUAGUAAUGCAUAGCUUGUCAUUUUGAUGCAUUGCUUUCAUUUUAUGUAGAGGACGCAAAAUCGCCAAAAGUAAAGAGGAGGUUUUAAGAAGCUAUCCUAAACAAAAAUAACAUCAAUAAUUUACCUAGUGGCAGAGCAGCCUCCAUCAGAUGAACAUCUUGGUAAAUCAUCUGAUUGUCAUUGCGGCUGUUUGAGUUGCUUUGGUAAUUGCUCAAAAUGGCAGCAUCCAAUGGAGUCUGAACUGGCCCAUCUUGGUAACUUGGAAACCGGGUGCUAACAUCCAGACCCUGAACAAGAAAAAACUGGCAUCAGCACGUAGGGGUGGGAAAAAUAAACGAUUCUUCGAUGCAUCGCAACUCUCUCUAGACCGAUUCCGUCUCGAUGCAGAUAAAUUAAUGUUAACUAACUAACCCUCUUUUUUGGUUUAAUUAUUUUGACUGCUGCAACAUUCUGUUCGCCAGAGAGGGAUAAUUUUAAAAUUAUUUAAUUUAUCUUCAGUGUGUAUUGGCCAAUCUGAUUUGUCUUGACACGAUUGUGAUUCAGCCUACGCCUAGCAUGCACGCAAACUCACAGCCAGACACAAGAACUCCUUCUAAUUCAAGAGCAGCUUUUUCUUUAAUGACAUAGAAAAGAAAGAUUAGAACGAAAAGAAAACUGAACCCUAUUUUUUUACAUACUUCCAUAUUGUGUUGUAAUGAAAGCUGCAUUCAUCUGUUGAUUUCUUUGAUGAACAUCACAAAACUAGGAAGUGAUAAGCAAACUCUGAGUAGCAAACUCAGAUCUAUAUAUAUGUUUUUGAAAAUCACGCUUGGAAAUGUAGAGAUUCCCACCCCUAUUAGCACGGCCCAUGGUGAGAAACAACCAGUUUAAACAGGCUAAUCGCAGUGUUUCCACUUACAUGAGGCUCCAUGAUUGCCAACAGGUCUUCCCACUGUAGCUCGAGGUCCAGGGGGGGCUGCUCUGAGGGAAUCAGAGGGGACAGCAGGGGGCCUCUCUCUGCAAACAGAUACUCAUGAUCCACUGCUCCUCCAAUCGUAGGCAAGAUCUCCUCCGAUGGCUGGAUGGAAACAGACAAUAGGAAAGCUUGAAUGCUAGAACAGUGGAUGGAGUUUCAGGGGCAAUGUUGGAAACCCAAGGCUGUAUACAAAUUGACCACAAAAAUAAUGAACUUAAAUUAAAUUGAAUUAGCAGUACCUGAUGUGUUAAGGGAAACGUGUGCUCCAACAACCUCAAACACUCCUGAAGAGAGAGCGACUCCUGUAAGGAAGAUAAAACAGAGAGAGAGAAGGUGAGAUAUAUAUUUAUGUGGGCUUUAUACUAUACUGGGGAAAGUUGCUUGUGAUUUUUUAACUAAUGAAUCAGAAUUAAUACUUUGCCACCAAUUCAAUGUCAAAAGAGGAUGUAAAAACUUUUUUGCAUACUUUCAAGCCUUACCUUGGUCUACUACCUCUAAGAUUGUUUUGUAUUCACUUUAUGCAGAGCACAUACUUCAAAUAUGCAUUCUAUGGAAUUCCCCUUUAACCAGACGAACCACAAUGUGACCUAGUGGUGAAAACCACAACAGGAUUGCAGCGAGCAGUGAACUGGUUAUUGUCAAACAAAGUUUAUUCACUUUUGAAGGCUUGAAAUUAAUCCCAUGUCGUUGUCCGUGGGUCUAGCCAUUCUCAAUGUCUGUUUUUAUAAUGACAUGAAAAUACACCUGGCGUCAAACGUUUCAUUGAUAGAAGCAGUAUGACCGUUGCAAAAGAGGGGUUGACACUUAUUUUGACCGAAGGUUUUGAGAACUACUUUUUGUUGGUUAUAGUACAUAUCCAAGCGAUGAAAAGAGUUCUGUCAGAGUACUCACUCCCACUACUUUUUUAGCUCCAAAGUCAAAUCAGGUUUUGACUUUUAUUUUGUUGCAAUUCAAGAUACCACAAAUGCUGUGUCAUCUGCAUUAUAGCAUAUCGGGACCAACCAAGCAAUUCCCCGAGAUGCACCUGCUAGUUGCUAUCCUUCCCUAACCACGACUCGAUCUAGCACUACUUCUGCUGAGAUGGCAGCACGCGUAACUUUCGAGAAACCCCACGGCUCAGAUUUCAAGCAUGAAAGAUGCUGCUGCCAGGCUGAACAUGUGUUUGGGUGUCAACUUAUUGUAGC
Molecule: messenger RNA, 10758 nt
Organism: Gadus chalcogrammus (walleye pollock)
Lineage: Eukaryota; Metazoa; Chordata; Actinopteri; Gadiformes; Gadidae
Product: chromobox protein homolog 1-like
Exons: 5
Coding region: 1-777 (258 amino acids)
Biological process (GO): negative regulation of transcription by RNA polymerase II; chromatin organization
Cellular component (GO): nucleus; pericentric heterochromatin
Molecular function (GO): chromatin binding
Source: RefSeq, a predicted model, not a curated record